CGUAGCGACCUUGCAUGCAGUGAUCGCCACUCCCACGCAGCGCAGGGAGGCGGCUGUGGUAAACUGGGGGUAGGCAGGAGGGGAAGAAGCCAAUCGCUGGAGUGGGAGUCCGGUGUUCCGCGCAGUGAUUUCAAGACGGGAUCUCUCCAGCCUGUGUGCAAGCCAUUGUGAACACCGAUUAACAGGAUGGCCAUGGCGUUGACGAGCGCAGGUAGCCUCCAUUCAAUUGCACCACCCGGGCUGAUUGCAUGUGAGCGGCGAGAUGCAGAAUCUGGUGCCCGCGCAAGGAGAGUGCGGACAUGGUUGCUAUCCCGGAGUGGCGGAGGAGCGUCGACUCGAGCAGCUCCUUCGCUCUCUGAACCUGACAGCAGUCGGGCAGAGCGGCAUCUAAGCGCUGCUCGCAGCGGUGUCCCGCUGAAGGUGGGACUCGGUUCCACGAGACCAAGCAAGGUGGGACCUGGUUCCUCGAGGGCGAGCAGGAAGUCCCGUUCAAGACCAUUUUGGCUGGCGGCAGCGAGAUCUGAAGGUGAUGAGGGCCGGAGAACGUCUGGCGGUAGCGAGGAAGUGGACGGCAGCAACCCGUUGCGCUUCGUACGGUGGUUUAGAUCGAAAUUGAGCACGUUCUUUCCCUCCGGAAAGGGACAGAGAGAGGCGAAGUCGGGGGAGAAGGGGAACUACAACGUCUACUACACUGUGAAAGAUGGUGAUACGCUGGAAGGUAUCGCGGACAAGUUCGACGUCCCCCGCCAUUUUCUGAUUGAAGUCAACGAUAUUCCGGGCAGCAACAAGUUGAGUGCGGGUCAGGUUUUGUGGAUUCCGCAUGUGUACGAAGUGAAGAGGGGCGACACGCUGGACAGCAUUGCGGAGAAGUUCGGUGUGCCCAAGUCGAGGCUGCGGGAGGUCAAUGGUAUUCAGGACGCUGAUUCGAUAUCUAGCGAGGACGCAUUGAUCAUCCCGCCUACGGAAGUUGAGAGCAGGGUGGGAGGGAAAGGUCAUGAAGGAGAGCGCCAGGGUGUUCACACUGUGAAGGAAGGAUCGACGUCCGGCACGGCAGGGACGACGGGCAGCGCAGGGCAAGGAGGAGGAGCAACGACGGGGACGGCUGGUAGGAGCGGUACUUCCUGGGGCCAAGGCGGAGGAUCAACGUCGGGGGGGGCGGGUGGCACAUCUGCAGGGCAAGGAGGAGCUGGGCGCACGAGUGGCGCACCCGCCGGGCAAGGAGGAGGAUCAACGACGGGGACGAGUGGUAGUAGGGGUACCACAGGGCAAGGCGGAACAUCAUCAUCUGAUGUGGCGGGUGGCUCAUCUACAGGGCGAGGAGGAGGGUCAACGACGGGGACGUCGGGGACGGGUGGUAGGAGCGGUGCCACAGGGCAAGGCGGAGGAUCAGCAUCAUCGACGACGGGGACAUCGGGUGGGUCGGCAACCCGCGGAGGGCAGGGGGACGCAGGGCAAGGACGUGGACAGGGCACUGAGGGCAGGGGAUCCGCUGGCCAGUAAAGCGGGGAGGAAGUGGUAACUCGGGGCAGGGGAGCCAUUGGAAAGAGGAGGGUUAAGAGGGUUAAGAGGGUUAAAGAGGGUUAAGAGGUUCGUCUUAGUUCACGAGACGCAGUGGAACUGCUUCAUGAAUCAUGGCAAUGCGGGGACGCCUAUCGAGGAGGAAAAGGACUGGAAAAGAUGUCGUUAAACUUCCUCCUUCCGCCAUUGAGGGUAUGGACAUCGGAAGUGGGACGCAAAGGGAGGUGGGUGCUGCUGAGGGUUAGGACGAGGGGUGGAGGAUGUUCAGGGUGUGGAUGGGGGAGGAUCUUCAGGGUGUGGCUGGGUGGACCUCGCGGCUUCCUCGGAGUGAGCUUUUGAAGGCGCCUUUCGCUCUAUUAUGAGGUGAGAAGAGAAUUUGACUGAUUCACAAGAAGUGCACUCGCGAUGGCACUGAAGGUACUACAUCUGCUUGGGUGUCUUGCGUCCGGUCCUCGUCAAACGGAUGUGCUCGAGGUAGUGUUAAUAGUAGUAGCAUGGUUUCGAUGAAGGCGAGGAGGUGGAGGCCGAAGGAGAGCGUCCUCAGAGAGACGUCGCUGCACUGCCUACGGUCACAAAGACUUACAUCAUAGGAAACCCAAUGGAGGGGAGAGUCGCUACAGGGUCGCGCACCCAGAGCUACAAGCGAGUUGGUUGGUUGACGGUUGGUUUUUGUUGUUGUUGACACUCAGUCGUCGUUAGCUUUGUUCUUUCCUGUUUUGUCCUGAUUUUCGAGGCGAAGUUCUUUUAUCUAUAGUAUAGGAAUGUCUACAGUCAAGAAGGUGUACGUUAGAGACAGGAGUCCGAGGGAGGGAUUAUUCAAUACCACAGGAGGCAGAGCCAGAGUGUCGAUGGAGUUGGGUGACGGUCGGUCCUUGUUGCUGUCGUUGUUGUUGUCGUUGUUUUCAUGCUUUUUUGUUUUGUCCUGUUUGGUUCGGAUUUGACUGUUACCUUCACAAAGUGAAAACCCCCUCAGAAUGUGAAAACCUACCUUCACAAACUUAGUUUAACUUGGUUUACAACCAUCAGAGGUGUUUGAGGGAGGGAAGAGUCAUUGAAGGGUUGCGCAGCCAGGGUUGCGCUGCAAGGGGGGUCGGUUGAGGGUUGGCUCGUAUAGUGUUUUUUUUGCUCCCGUUCGGUCCCGACUUCGAGGGUAGGGAAAGAGGUUGGAUGUUGAUGUGCCGUUCGCUGAUGGUCUAAUUCCUCUCUCCACAAAGUGCCGCGUAUCGCGAUAGUAUCGCGAUAUGUGACCAUGCCUUUUAGCUUGUAUACGUAGGAUAGUACCACGGUAUCUGACCGGCCUUACAGCUUGUAUGCAUUUGUGAUUAGCGUGCGGUGUGGAAGGGAAUGACGUUAGUCUAUAUUGUGGGAGUAAGAGAUCUUGACAGUGGUAUAUCGUCGGGUUGUAUGUCUUUUUUUUUUGCAUGUCAUUUUCCCGCCGAGGACAAGAAAAAAAAGAAAGAGGGGAAACGAGAACUGUCGGGGGGAGAAAAUAUCAAAUGGACGGCGUGAAGGGGUAGUAGUAAGUAACCUGUGAGGGCAUACUGAUGGUAGCGCUUUCGUAAAUGCAUCUGACUGCAAUUACGGCCGGAGCAGGAUGAAUCUGACUGCAAGUACGGCCACAGCUUAGUAGAAAAAUCGCAGUGGAGUAUGCCCUUGAUCGC
Molecule: messenger RNA, 3179 nt
Organism: Chara braunii
Lineage: Eukaryota; Viridiplantae; Streptophyta; Charophyceae; Charales; Characeae
Source: the annotation of a GenBank genome assembly